UUCAUGGCUCUGCUGUAACUCUCAGCAUCUCGCGACUCAGGGCGGAAUGACGUUUCAAACUCAAACGAGGCGAAAUCUUUGAAUAAUAUAAAAAAUAUCGCUGAAGAUACCAGAAAACUAUUAAAAAGUAAAUAUGGAUAUUGCGAGUCAAGAUGUGUCGCUGGAUCGGUAUGUUAGAAAAUUUCCCUGACACCUAAUCGAGAUAAAUGUAUCAAAAUCAACUCACAUCAAACAGAAUGGCAAGUCGGAAUCAAACAAUUUUGAGGGUUUCUGGCAAGUAAUUUGCUGCAACAUUCGCAAUGCAUCGACUCUAAUCUUUUCUGAACUGCACUUGCCUGAUCAUUGUUUUGAAAUUGGAAAAUACCCGUUCAUUUUUCUGUGGACUUAAUUUUUAAUGGUUUCAGCCAUGGCAACCGUGCGAUUUCUUGUUUGUAUUAUGUUUUUAACAAGCUUUGUCCGAAGUGAAAUGCCUCAUGCAUUGGAAAGGCUGAUGAGAAAGCUGGACGAAGAAAGGGUUUCUGCUUCGGUACAAGAAGCUGCGGCACGGGGCGUUUUAUCCAGGCUGCUUCCCUCGCAUGCUUCCGCCUUUGACCUUAAAAUUGUUUCAAAGACUAAAUGCGGUGGAUAUGCUUGCUUUAUCAUUAGCAAUCACGAUUCAUCAAUAAACAAAGGAACUGCAAGAGUUGUCAUUGAAGGAUCAACUGCAGUAGAGAUUUCUGCUGGCCUUCAUUGGUAUUUGAAAUAUUGGUGUGGAGCUCAUAUAUCAUGGGAGAAGACUGGUGGUGUUCAGUUGGCUUCAGUUCCUCAACCAGGGUCAUUGCCACCUGUUCAGACAGGUGGCAUUAGGGUUCAACGGGCAUCUCCAUGGAACUAUUACCAAAAUGUAGUUACUUCAAGUUAUUCCUAUGUUUGGUGGGAUUGGGAAAGAUGGGAGAAGGAAAUAGAUUGGAUGGCUCUUCAAGGGGUUAAUCUUCCUUUAGCAUUCACAGGACAAGAAACCAUUUGGCAAAAAGUUUUUCAGAGAUUCAACUUGAGCAAAUCAGAUUUGGACGGUUUCUUUGGAGGACCAUCAUUUUUAGCAUGGGCACGUAUGGGAAACUUACAUGGGUGGGGGGGUCCUCUACCUCAUAGCUGGCUUCAACAGCAAUUACUUUUGCAAAAGAAAAUACUAUUCCGAAUGCGAGAACUUGGCAUGACACCUGUUCUACCAGCAUUUUCAGGAAAUGUGCCAGCUGGAUUGAAGACAAUAUUUCCCUCCGCGAAAAUAACGCAAUUAGGUGAAUGGAACACUGUUGAUCAUGAUCCAAGAUGGUGUUGUACCUUACUUCUUGAUCCGACUGAUAAGCUAUUCGUUGAAAUUGGUCAGGCUUUUGUCAAACAGCAGUUAAAAGAAUACGGAGGAACAAGCCAUAUUUACAACUGUGACACUUUCAAUGAGAACACGCCUCCUACUGAUGAUCCAGAAUAUAUAUCUACCCUUGGAGCUGCAGUUUUUGACGCAAUGCAUGCAGGAGACAAAGAUGCUGUUUGGCUCAUGCAGGGUUGGUUAUUUUCAUCAGAUGCUGCAUUCUGGAAGCCACCUCAGAUUAAAGCACUGUUGCACUCAGUUCCUUCUGGAAGGAUGAUAGUCCUUGACUUGUUUGCUGAAGUGAAGCCUAUAUGGCAUCGCUCUGACCAGUUCUAUGGCACACCUUAUGUCUGGUGCAUGCUGCAUAACUUUGGUGGCAAUAUUGAAAUGUAUGGAGUCCUUGAUGCAAUUGCAUCUGGGCCAGUUGAUGCUCGUACAAGUCAAAAUUCAACUAUGGUUGGGGUGGGCAUGUGCAUGGAAGGCAUCGAACAUAAUCCAGUUGUUUACGAGCUGAUGUCAGAAAUGGCAUUCCGUAGCGAGAAAGUAUAUGUUGAGGAAUGGCUAAAGAGUUACUCCUACAGACGUUAUGGAAAGGUUGUGCCUAAACUAGAACAAGCCUGGAAUAUAUUACAUCAAACUAUAUACAAUUGUACCGAUGGAGUUGAGGACCAUAACAAAGAUUUCAUUGUAGAUUUCCCUGAUUUAAAUCCAUCCUUUAGUUCAGAGUCUCUGACUACAAAAGGUAACAAGAUGAUAAAUUUUGAAAAGUUACUAGGAGCGGAGAGACAUUUAUUAAUGGAAUCAAAUCCUGCUUGGCUUCAACAACCACAUUUAUGGUAUUCAACUUCCAAGGUCAUCCAGGCAUUACGUCUUUUCCUUGACAGUGGGGAGGUUCUCACUCAUAGCAUCACAUACAGAUACGAUUUGGUCGAUCUCACUCGGCAGGCAUUAGCAAAACUUGCUAAUCAGGUAUUCAGGAAUGCUGUGAUAGCUUAUAACCUGAACAAUGUUCAAGAAACAGCUACACAAAGUCAAAAAUUUCUAGGGAUCAUCACAGACUUGGAUAUCCUCUUAGCUUCAGAUGACAAUUUUCUACUUGGGACAUGGCUAGAAAGUGCCAAGCGACUAGCAGUCAAUCCAAGACAAAUAAAGCAGUAUGAAUGGAAUGCAAGAACACAAGUGACAAUGUGGUUUGAUAAUACCAAAUCGAAUCAAAGUAAACUACAUGACUAUGCAAACAAAUAUUGGGGUGGGCUACUACGAAACUAUUAUUUACCACGAGCAUCAAUCUAUUUUGACUAUUUACUAGAGAGUAUGAAAGAGAACAAGUCGUUUCCAUUGGAUAUGUGGAGAAAAAAUUGGAUAAAGCUUUCCAACAAAUGGCAAGAAGACACGGAUCUCUAUUCUGUUAAAGCCGAAGGAAAUGCCCUUAACAUUUCACAAGCAUUGUUUCAGAAAUACUUUAAAACAUAAAUAAUAAUUGCUGUACAGAACAUGUUUUCCUCCUCUUGUUGCCAAAUCUAUAAUUGCUUUGAGUCAGAAGUACACAACUUUUCAAGUGAAAACUCUACUAUCGAAGCUCUCCUUUCAACAUGAGAAAAUACUAUUUCGCAUUCAUGCAGCUUAAUUGGCAUUGUUAUUGAUGUUCUCUGACAAACACUGAAUUGCCAGCAUUAUUUGCGCUCAGCAUAAGCUGAUAGUGUUGUCAAUUGUCAUAAAAGGAUAGCCUUCUUGGAUGUAUUUAUGGGGUUGUCUAACAAUGAGGUUGUAUGAUAAGUCUAAAUCAAGGACAACAAAAAAAUUGAUAA
Molecule: messenger RNA, 3156 nt
Organism: Cryptomeria japonica (Japanese cedar)
Lineage: Eukaryota; Viridiplantae; Streptophyta; Pinopsida; Cupressales; Cupressaceae
Product: alpha-N-acetylglucosaminidase
Exons: 19
Coding region: 395-2821 (808 amino acids)
Source: RefSeq, a predicted model, not a curated record